AUGGCUGAUAUCCUCAAGGAAAAGGGCAAUUGUGCCUUCAAAGCAGGGAACUACGCCGAAGCUGAUAGGCUGUACUACAGUGCGAUUGUAUUGGACCCUAAGAACAGCGUCUUGUACUCGAAUAGAGCCAUUGCACUGGUGAACCUAUCACAAUGGGAGACUUGUGUCCAGGUAUGCGAUGAAGGUCUA
Williopsis jadinii is the source of this 189-nucleotide messenger RNA. It is a transcript of the gene TAH1, whose product is annotated as Tah1p. Gene Ontology annotation, molecular function: Hsp90 protein binding. Lineage: Eukaryota; Fungi; Ascomycota; Saccharomycetes; Phaffomycetales; Wickerhamomycetaceae. The annotation marks the transcript as partial. The record is from RefSeq and is a predicted model, not a curated record. The transcript has a single exon.